CAUACCAUUGGAAGGUAAUAGCUCCAAAGAACCAAUUUUUCUAAAGAUGGUUUAAUGAUGGGUGGGAUGAAUCAUCUAUGCACUAAAGUCCUUCAUGAUGUGAAAUUACAAAUAUACCCUCUCUCCACAAUAAAUUAAAACACCUCAAGAUUCUAUAGUCAAAAGCUCAACAAACUCCACCAUGGCUAUAGGUUUAAGCUCUCCAUCCAUUCUAUAUAUCUCCACCAUUCUUAUUACUCUUUUCUUCUCUACAUCCUCUCAAACUUGUUCAAAUCACACUUUUACAUCCAAAAGAUCCUUCACUUCCUGCAAAGACCUUCCAUAUCUCAAUGCUCAUCUUCACUGGACUUACUUCAAGUCCACAAAUCAAUCCAAGAUCGCAUUUCGGGCCCCACACGCUCCAAAGGGGUGGAUCGCAUGGGCAAUCAAUCCAUACAGAAGAAGCAUGGUUGGAUCACAAGCACUCAUAGCUUUUAAGAAUACUAAAGGCAUGAUGUCAGCAUACACAACAACAAUCACAGUUGUGGGUCCACUUGUAAAUGGGCCGGUUGUUAACCAAGUGUGGCAAGUUGGGAGCUUGGAUCAGAAUGGUGUUCCUAUGAUGCACGAAAUGGAGUUUCAGAAUCUUCAAUCGAAAGAUGUUAUUGAUUUUUCGUCUUUUUGA
This is a messenger RNA of Lactuca saligna, 664 nucleotides long. The record is from the annotation of a GenBank genome assembly. Lineage: Eukaryota; Viridiplantae; Streptophyta; Magnoliopsida; Asterales; Asteraceae.